UUGCAUGACCCAUUCUGCUUACAUGACCUUCAGUUCUUGUUUAGAUGUGCGAUAUGUAUGGAAAUAUUACAUAAGUACUAAGACCAUACAACUUCUAGGGUCCAAACGAAGGCUAAUAGAAAGUGUACAAGUUUAUACAGAACAUAUAAAUGUACUCAUAAGCGAAAAAAAAGAAAGAAAAAAGGACUGGCAAGAAUCUGAUCCAUGCAAUUGAAUUUAGAUGUUAACAAUAUAUUAAAGACCCUAAAAGCAGUAAGGUAGAGUAAAUAAAUUUCUGAAAGCCGAAAAAGCACUUUUGAUGACUGGCAUGUGCAUGAUUCUUGAGUGUAAAACGUGAACAUAUGUGUAAAAUCCUCAAGGCCAUUAAUUGCAAGUGAGAGCGUGUGUUCAUCCAUUACAAAACAUAAAUAUGGUGAGAAUCACGCUAGAUUUGGUUCGGAAGCGCGCCGAGCAUAAUGAGGGCCAAGUAAGCACGCUAGAAGAGCUUUCCCUUCACCAGCAAGACAUUGAGAAAAUUGAAUACCUCCAUCGAUGGUGUCCAAGACUUCGCAUAUUGUACUUGCAAGGAAAUCUCAUCUCCAAGAUCGAGAACGUGGGUCGGCUGCGUGACCUGGAAUACCUGAACCUGGCCCUCAACAACCUAGAGCGGGUGGAAGGUCUGGGCAGGUGCGAGUCACUACGUAAAUUGGACCUCACAGCUAAUUUCAUCAUCGAUCUGACCUCCUUGAUGAGCCUUCAGGACUUGCCAUGCCUCGCUGAACUACAUAUGACCGGUAAUCCUUGCACGAGUUACCGCGGCUACAGGGCAUGGGUCAUCUGCGUCCUACCAGGCUUGGAGGAGCUGGACGGGACAAGGGUCACCAGAUCAGAAAGGCUUCGGGUUCUUCAAGAGUUUUCUGAAGCCGCUGCUACUGUCGCGGUCGAUCAGGAGCGGGCUAUGGAGAAGCGAGCUAAGGAACGAGAGAGCUGUGAAUGUGAGGUGGAGAACAGCGCCGAGGAGGACGAGGAAGACAACGAAAAGUGGUGGAAGGGCGCAAGCAGCCACACCCCUGAGACCCGGCUAGCCAUGCACCAGCGCCUCACCCGCCAGAGGGACCGCCAAAGUACCUCUAGCACGCUGCACAAUGACGUCAGGAAGCAGCGGCGUGAGGUUCGUCUUUUCACUGAUGACGGGCGCCCCUUGAAUGUCAACGCCGCCAAGCUCACGUUCCAGUUGACCGAGGACGAGGAGAGCAACUGUUUCGUCCUGGAGGUGAACACGUACAGACAUCUGGACGCCUCCUUGGUGACGUGCGACGUGGAGCCUUGGUAUGUACGGAUCACAGUGAAGGAGAAGGUGUUGCAGCUGGUCAUGAUGGAGGAGGUCAGGCCGGGUCAAGCCACUGCCCAAAGGUCGCAGGUCACCGGCCACCUCGUUGUCAAGAUGCCUAAGCUUGCGCCUCCCCGCUUCCCGUCAUUCGCCAGCAACCCGGAAAAAAUCAUGCCGGUGACCCGUUCCUCUACCUUCUCCUCCUCUACAUCAGCCUUCGUGCGUCCAUCAAGCCCGGAGCCGCGAGAGACCUCAAAGCAAAAAGAGCAGCAGUCCAGCCACUCCAAUUACUUAGAAGUCACGGAGAGGAAAUCAAGUGUAGACUACACCAACAUCUUCAGCACCAACGCAAGCACAGGCAGUGUCAGAAGCGGGCAGUGCUGUGAGACGCGACGCUCAGCUGUUCCUGUCAGACCAAUCUCCCCGAACUUCGUGGAUGAUCCCUCUGUUCCGCCGCUUGAGUAACACUCUCACUGUCAGUCAGUCGUUAGUCAGUAAUUUCGUGGCUUUAUAAAGAUAAUGUUGUUCUUGUUUGUAUU
Portunus trituberculatus (swimming crab) is the source of this 1848-nucleotide messenger RNA. It is a transcript of the gene tilB, whose product is annotated as dynein axonemal assembly factor 11-like. The record is from RefSeq and is a predicted model, not a curated record. NCBI's taxonomy places the organism in Eukaryota, Metazoa, Arthropoda, Malacostraca, Decapoda, Portunidae. Gene Ontology annotation, molecular function: protein binding. The transcript is spliced from 10 exons. Gene Ontology annotation, cellular component: cytoplasm. The coding region runs from base 410 to 1774 and encodes 454 amino acids. Gene Ontology annotation, biological process: outer dynein arm assembly.